Molecule: messenger RNA, 429 nt
Organism: Rhizophagus irregularis DAOM 181602=DAOM 197198
Lineage: Eukaryota; Fungi; Glomeromycota; Glomeromycetes; Glomerales; Glomeraceae
Source: RefSeq, a predicted model, not a curated record
UUAUUAUAUUGUUCAAGUAGAGAUGGAUUUGAUGCUGCAUCAUUUCAUAGAAAUUGUGACAAUAAAGGAGCUACUAUUUGGAUAGCAAAAAUUCAAGGUACAACAAAAUUAAUUGGAGGUUAUAAUCCAAUUGAUUGGAGUGGAGAUGGUUGGAGAAGCACUACAGAUAGUUUUUUAUUUAAUAUUACAGAUGAAAAAAAUGUUUCUACUGCAAAAUUAGGUUAUGUUAAUAAUAACAAUGCAAAUUAUGCUAUUUAUUGCAUGAGCGAUCGAGGACCACACAUGGGUAAUUUCUAUUGUAAAGGUAACGACAAUUGGACAUUUUAUCGUUCGGGUAUUAAUGAUGCUAAUUUUGCUUAUCCUAAAGUAGGAAUUCCAGAAAGUUUUAAGGUGGAAAAAUAUGAAGUAUUUCAAGUAAUUAAAAAAUAA